This is a messenger RNA of Oryctolagus cuniculus (rabbit), 1019 nucleotides long. NCBI's taxonomy places the organism in Eukaryota, Metazoa, Chordata, Mammalia, Lagomorpha, Leporidae. The record is from RefSeq and is a predicted model, not a curated record.
GCCUUUAUUCUUAGCUCACCAGUCUCUGCCUGGCUCCAGCACACCCACGACAGCGCUCUCCCUGAAGCCCUCCGGUGCAAGCUUUGCCUGGAGGACACUGUGAUGUCCUUGCUGCAUCACAAUGGGGCUGCGAGCAGAGCAGGGCCCAGCGGCCAGGUCCCCAGCCCGGCUGGCCUGGCUCAGGCACGCGUGCAGCAUGAAGUACCCCCUUGUGCCACUGGUGAACAACCUCACGUUUUCUUUCCUGGUUUUCUGGCUCUGCCUGCCCGUGGGUUUACUGUUGUUCCUACUGAUCGUCUGGCUACGGUUCUUACUUAGCCAAGAUUCCGAGGAGGAUGACUCGGACGUGUGCUUCGACUGGGAGCCCUGGAGCAAAGGCCCGGCCGAGUUCGGCUGGGAGGAGGCGGCGCUCUCCUGUGUGCCGGAUAACUGGUGGGUGCAAAGCACGGCUCAGCACGCAGUGGAGGCUCAAGACCUCCAAGGAAGGAACUACUAGCAUCUGUAAGAAUAAGCCCUUGUUGUGCAUCGGGGCAUAAUAGGUACCGGCGCUUGCGCUAGGCGUCUCCCCUGCUCCAACGCAUUUGUGGACUCAUGAAGAGACGGUUUUCUUACCUCCAUUUCUAAGUGAGAAUUGUGCUGUCGGUGUCAGAGCAGCUAAAUAAUUUGUCCAAACAGAGCACUCGUGCUCUCUGUCUCUCUUUUUAAAGAUUUAUUUUAUUUGAAGGCCUGUGCCGCGGCUCACUAGGCUAAUCCUCCGCCUGCGGCGCCGGCACACCGGGUUCUAGUCCCGGUCGGGACGCCGGAUUCUGUCCUGGUUGCCCCUCUUCCAGGCCAGCUCUCAGCCGUGGCCAGGGAGUGCAGUGGAGGAUGGCCCAAGUGCUUGGGCCCUGCACCCCAUGGGAGACCAGGAGAAGCACCUGGCUCCUGCCAUCGGAUCAUCGUGGUGCGCCGGCCGCAGCACGCUGGCCGUGGCGGCCAUUGGAGGGUGAACCAACGCGAAAGGAAAACCUUUCUGUCUA